UGGCCGACCAAACAUUCUUUCUCGCCGAAGACUCGUCUGCUGCUGAAUAGCUUGUUCUGUUGUAGAUCACGAGAGCAUAUGUAUAAUGAUUCAGUGCAUCUGUCAUGGCCGCUAAUACAUUGGAGCAGAUCAAUGCUCUGCUGAUCACAGCCUCGGCUAAAGGAGAGUUGGAGCUGUUGCAAAAAGUUCAUGCCAACUUACAGUCACUGUCGCUGAAGCAUUCUUCUCCUAUACAGAAUCCAAGAGAUGAUGUAAUUGAGGAGGAGGUCAUACUUACCAUCAAUGGUCGUAGUCAAAUUUUCACAGAUCCCUUGGAAUUUUGUGGUACACAAGAGGCACUAAAUAAAUUUACAUGCUAUGUGUUUGAUCGUCGGUUUGGUUGGUCUGAGGCCAAUAGUGAUGGAGGUGGACGAGUCCGACGCAUGUCCUGUACAGGAACUGUGUUAGCCUCCAGUGAUGGUCAUCACAAGGCUGUCAUCAUUGAACUUUUGGAUGUAUUUUUGAAAUGGUACGGUCAACAGGAUCUGUACCCCUCCCUCACAGAGGCCUUCAAGUACACACUCAAACAAGUUGCAAACAUGCCAGUAGUACGAAACAGAGCAGUUGUCCAUAUAAUGGAGUGGCUCAAGGAGAACAGAGACAGUCUUGUGGACUGCCAGUUCGCUAGUAGUACUUUGGACCUUAUAAAAUCAGCACUAACCGAUGUAUGGUCUGCGAUAAGAAAUGCCUGUGCCAAACAGCUAGUACACAUCGUGGGACAUUUCAAGGUGGCAGAUCAAGGGCUACUCUUUAACAGCUUGGUCAAGAUAUGCAAGUGUGAAAACAGUUUAUGGCAAGCCAAAGAGGGUGCUAUUAUGGGCAUCAAUGCUAUGAUUCUACAGUGCCAGGAUGGAGCAAAUUCUCGGUCACAGACUCCACAGUUUGCUCUGGAGACAGACUCUCAGUCCUGUGGAAGGCAGCCAGUACCGGAGUUUGUGUCUAGACAAAUACAUACAGUGGUGUUUAGCUUACUGUCAAACCCACAACUGACUAUCAGGGAGAACGCAGCCAAAGCCCUGUCAGCAUUCAUUUCCUCUUCUGAUGUCAAGGAAGCACUGUCAACAUUAGAAAAGGUCAUUUCUGUUCUGUGGAGCGAAGUUAGCAAAAGUCAAGUAGAAAAAGACCAAAGAAAUGUGCAAUUGCCGGUAAAGUUUCUGGAUGCCUAUGCUGCAGAAGGGACUUUAGAUGUUUGUCUUUUCCUUGUAAAGGUGCUGCCCCUGCCACGCCUCCUGCCUCGCUGGCCUCAGUACCUGUCCACAUUUCUCCUCUACCUGUCUCAUCCAGCAUCUACCGUCCGUCAGGCUGCCAGUAACAUAUUCAAAUACCUAGUUGCCAAAAGUAGUCACAGUGCUGUACUAGUAAAACUAGUGCUUCAAGCUCUAACAGAAGGCUGGGAACCGGAUCUUGUUGCUCUAAGUAGAGAAGACAAAUAUGGAGAUGUAUCUAGCCAGUGUACCCGGCCAUCAGUCUCUGAGACAACAGAAGGUAGUAUCCUUGAGACAUGGGAAAGCAGAGAAGGAAGACUUUUUGCCUAUGAGCUUAUCAUGAAGUUCCUGAUCAAGAAUCACUGGCUGUAUACAUUUGGGCCUGCAGGAUCUGGGGCUGGAUUGGACUGGGGGGACAGGCCGGUAGGGGUGGACACAGACAGGGAAAUGCUGACCGGUUUGGAACAGGGACAAGAAAUCCAGAAACAGAACACAAAUGGCCAUGACCUCCUAGAACGCAGAAAUACACAGUUUGUUUUAUCAACAAGCCCUCAGGAACCAAUGCGUGUCUCCGAGUCAGAACUCUCCUUUGCACAAAUGAGGAGAAAGUACUGGAGAAAGGUUCGCUUCUUCACACAAGAUCUGUCUGGUGAAAGUAACGAAGGAAAAGCCAGUGACAGGCUAACAGGAGCAGUAAACGGUUCCGUCCCAGCACACACCUCCAAGGUCACACUCAAGGACACUAGUCCCAGUCAACUGGACACCAUCUACUCCAUACUAAUGCAAGUCAAGGUCCUGGAAACAAUGAAGGACACUGGGAAGAACCACAUCUGUACUAGUCAUCAGCGACAACUCCAGACAAUAGAGCGCUUGUUCCACUCGAAAGAUGAGAGUGCUGGGCAUCAGAUGGUAGAGAGUUGGCUACACAAACAACAGGUGUCUAGUCUGAGAUCCAGUCUCGUCAACAUACUCCACCAAACACUGGAAUGUUUAUCAGACUCGCGUUGGGAGCUUCGCCGCAUGGCGCAGCAGGUGCUGCCCUGCCUGGCAGAGGUGAUUCGAUGGUUUGACAUGAGUAUUCUGGAGGACUUGUGGAAAACACACCUGCAGCAGAAGACCAGUCUCUUCACAUAUGCCGCAGCAUUGCUUCUCAAGGAGUCUGUGAUACACUGUGUGAGACUGGAGCCUCUGCUACACAAACCGCCGGGGUCAUGGCAGGACCAUGAUGGCUGUAAGAAGAUUAUCACCAGCAUUGUAAAGAGCCUGACUACUCAGCUAAACGGUUAUCUCUCUUGUCUAGACAAUAUCAUACAACGACCUGUGUUUGACCGUCUGUCUGUGAUAGCGGCUAGCACUGUUAUCACCGCACACAACCACUUCUCUAUACACGAGGACCAGAGAGUGAAACAGACUGCUACAGUGCUGUCAUUCUGGAAGCUCCUGUUUUGUUUUACUCAUCCAAACUUACGAAUCUCAAAGGACUUGAUACAUGGCAACACAGACAUCAAGUUCUUCUCCUCACCGUUCGAGGGCUAUCUGAGUUGUUGCCUAGUGAGACCUGACAAUAAACAACAAUGUGCCAAACAGGUUGAGAAACUAUUUAUCACCGAGACUUUUCACGCCUGCAAGCAUUUCCUACAGAGCCUGCCUGUGGAGAGCUCCUCCCUCCUCCUGCCUAUGGUGGCUCACUACACCGGUAUAUUUGUGGAGGACUCACACAUUUGUAAAACAUUAACAGAAUGUUUGAGUGUUGUUGGCUCCAAGGUAGUAGGGAUUACCAUGAAAAUGGAGGACGAUGAGCAACAACAAAGCUGCCUAAAAUGUAUUAACUUGUCCUUAAAGGAACUGUCAGCCAUCAUAACAAUGAAGAGUUCCGAAGUACACCUGGUACAGAAAGUAUUAAACAUCUACAUCACCCUGUGUCAGGCCCUUAACCCAGUCAAGCACGUCCGUCUCAUCCUCGUUGCUAUUUGUUCCAGAGUUAAUGAGGAUAUCUACUUCAGUGCUGAACAUUCGCCCCGCCCUGGGGACGACCUGUCCUUACUAUCCAACAACAUUCCACUGUCCAGCAGUCCAGUCGCUGCCCACCACUGGGACCAGGAGGACACAGUCAUCUCUGGAAGUCCUGGAGUGUUUCCAGAAUGUCUAACACUUGACCUUAGCAACAACAGUGGUAGCCUCCCAUCGGGCCGACUCAGCUCGCUAAGUCAGUACAGCGACAAGGGCCGGACACGUUCUCCGACCCACAGUGUGGAGGCUGAGGAGGGGGAGCAGGAACAGCAGGGCUCGGACUGGGAUAGCUGGGAUGAGGAGGAAAAUGAGGGAUCUGAGGCGCUGAAGGAAGCAUUCUCUGAGUUCCUGAUAAAACUACAGAAAAUCUGUAAUUCAGGGUCUACAGAUGUUUUUACAUCAGAGCUGAAUAAGUUAGAGUAUCGUGAGAAAACAUUGAUUCUCGACAUCAUGGAGGGAUAACAGAUGACAGAGUAUUGGAGAAAACAUUGAUUCUCGACAUCAUGGAGGGAUAACAGAUGACAGUGUAUCGUGAGAAAACAUUGAUUCUCGAGAUCAUGGAGGGAUAACAGAUGACAGAGAAUCGUGAGAAAACAUUGAUUCUCGACAUCAUGGAGGGAUAACAGAUGACAGAUACAGACACAUACAUCGAAGUGUAUCACAGUAUACAGACGUACUUACGUAUCACUGGUACUGGUCCUAGCUGUCCAAAGAUUCAUUUUAUACUAUUGAGUCAAAAUAAUGAUACAAAUGUAGCCAUUUUUAUUAAUCAAUUUUUAAUUGUUUUAUUCUAUUAUGAAUUGUGCUUAAAUUUUUCACUUUUAAAAAAAAUGUAAGAAUAUUGUUACAACCUUUUCUCAGGUCAGCUGUGUCGUCCACAUUCCUGUACUCCAGUUACCGUCCCCGUUGGUGUACAAAGUUACGAUAUUCCUGAUUUUUGUAUGUGUCUUCUAGUCCUCAUUUUCUUUACACAAUGCUUGUCUGAUCACAUAACAUUUGUAUAAAAUACUCGUUUGUGUCAAAGAAGAUAUAUUUUUAUAAACAUGACUACUUUGUACAAUAGACACUACUGACUCGAAUUUUUCUACACAAUCAGAAGUUAUUUUCAACUUUCAUUUUAUGUUCUCCUUUAACUAAUUAACUGCCAAAGUCAUCCUCUGAAUACUGAAGACUUAUAUAUAUAUACUUCGUUAUCAAUUUGCCAUCACCGUAAGCUUUUUGGCAUUAGAUCCUGAUGUACAAAUCACUAACUUGUCCAGUAGCAUAAACAUUGAUGUGCUAAUAGUUUGUUGCAUCAAUAAAUAAUGCAAGGAUGAGAAACAGGAUUGCAUGUCUUCAUUGUUCUCAUGUGUGACAUCAGACAUGUGACUACAUCAGACAUGUGACUACAUCCGACAUGUGACUACAUCAGACAUGUGACUACAUCCGACAUGUGACUUCAUCAGACAUGUGAUUACAUCAGACAUGUGACUACAUCAGACAUGUGACUACAUCCGACAUGUGACUACAUCAGACAUGUGACUUCAUCAGACAUGUGACUACAUCAGACAUGUGACUACAUCCGACAUGUGACUACAUCAGACAUGUGACUACAUCAGACAUGUGACUACAUCAGACAUGUGACUACAUCAGACAUGUGACUACAUCAGACAUGUGACUACAUCAGACAUGUGACUACAUCAGACAUGUGACUACAUCAGACAUGUGACUACAUCCGACAUGUGACUUCAUCAGACAUGUGAUUACAUCAGACAUGUGACUUCAUCAGACAUGUGAUUACAUCAGACAUGUAACUACAUCAGACAUGUGUCCUUGUGACUACAUCAAACAUGUGACUACAUCAGACAUGGGACUACAUUAGACAUGUCUACAUCAGACAUGUGACUACAUCCGACAUGUGACUACAUCCGACAUGUGACUACAUCAGACAUGUGACUACAUCCGACAUGUGACUACAUCAGACAUGUGACUUCAUCAGACAUGUGAUUACAUCAGACAUGUGACUACAUCCGACAUGUGACUACAUCAGACAUGUGACUACAUCAGACAUGUGACUACAUCAGACAUGUGACUUCAUCAGACAUGUGAUUACAUCAGACAUGUGACUACAUCAGACAUGUGACUACAUCAGACAUGUGACUACAUCAGACAUGUGACUACAUCAGACAUGUGACUACAUCAGACAUGUGACUACAUCAGACAUGUGACUACAUCAGACAUGUGACUACAUCAGACAUGUGACUACAUCAGACAUGUGACUACAUCAGACAUGUGACUACAUCAGACAUGUGACUACAUCAGACAUGUGACUACAUCAGACAUGUGACUACAUCAGACAUGUGACUUCAUCAGACAUGUGUCCUUGUGACUACAUCAAACAUGUGACUACAUCAGACAUAUGACUACAUUAGACAUGGGACUACAUCAGACAUGUGACUACAUCAGACAUGUGACUCGAUAUGUAACUGACAUGUUAGUUGUUUUCCAUCAGUGUAUCGCAUUAAGAUUAAGUAGAACUAAGAUCAUAGUGGUGUAUGUAUAUUUUCAUUCUGAGUUACAAAUUACUCCUUAUGACCUAAUGUUGAUAUACAAAUAUCAUGCCAGUUUAUUUUUCUUUGCUUUAUGAAAUUUUAUAAAAGUAGAAUUGUUGUGCAUCAUGUUGCCUACCUUACAGUAGAAUGUUAGACAUUGAAGAAAUAUCUUCUUGUUGUCUGUGUUACCAUAUAGUGGAAGCCAAGCUUGUCAAAUAGUUUGAUAUAUAUUGUUUAUCUUAUUUGUCCAUUCCAUAUUAUUAGAAAAAUUGUUCAAUUUUAGUUUCCUUGAUUUUAUCUGUAUUUUAUGUUCCAUUUCCUGUUGCUGUAUAUAUGACAGACAGUUUCACAGCAUAGAAAUUAGAAAAGUGAUGAGAUUAGGUUUUGCUACCCACAGAUGGAAAUAAGAAUCUUGGCAUCAUCCUGUAAACAACUUCAUUGUCUUUCAAGAAGUGUUAGCAGGAUAGUGAUAGUUAUGAAAUCAUUUAGAAUUGUUGUACAGCCUUUUGUUUUUAUACGCCCGUCAAAUUUGACGGAAGUAUUAUAGUAUGGGGUCGUCCGUC
Messenger RNA from Mizuhopecten yessoensis (Yesso scallop), 6348 nucleotides. RefSeq lists its product as uncharacterized. Bases 105 to 3716 code for a protein of 1203 amino acids. The record is from RefSeq and is a predicted model, not a curated record. The transcript is spliced from 30 exons. Lineage: Eukaryota; Metazoa; Mollusca; Bivalvia; Pectinida; Pectinidae.